Molecule: messenger RNA, 3583 nt
Organism: Monopterus albus (swamp eel)
Lineage: Eukaryota; Metazoa; Chordata; Actinopteri; Synbranchiformes; Synbranchidae
Gene: tpcn1
Product: two pore segment channel 1
Exons: 26
Biological process (GO): monoatomic ion transport; transmembrane transport
Cellular component (GO): lysosomal membrane; endosome membrane
Molecular function (GO): voltage-gated channel activity; monoatomic ion channel activity
Source: RefSeq, a predicted model, not a curated record
GCUUUAGUGUCGCAAAAGUUUGUUGAUAGUACCUGUAUACUUUUGUAGUAUCGUUAGUAAAUGUCAGGAGUUGCAGAAAGAAUUAACUUAAAUAUAAAGCUGGUGUACUUUUGUAUCUGAAACAUGUUACCAGAACAUGAACGAUAUGUUAUCCAGCAGAAAGCCUUAGUUGCGAUGAUGAUGCCGUUUUGGAGACUCAGCUUGUUCGCCCGAGUGACAGUGAAACGAUUGAUUCGUUGAGAAAUGUCAUCUGUGACGGAGCAAAGACCAUAUCUGCGAUCUAGUGGCUCUACCCCUUCACAACAGCUUUAUAGCUACUAGUUCCUCUGUUACAUUUCUCAGCAGAGAUAUCUGAAUGUAUGGUUACCUAUCAUCACUUAGCACCGCGUAAAAAAGUAUCCUACUUUGUCAGUUAGCUAGCAGUUAGCGUUAGCUGUGGGCAUCCGGGAUGUGCAGUUAUCUUGCUGUUUGCAGAACAAACCGUUCAUCUAUUUAGAGAGAGCAAAGAUUAGAUUAAUUUCAGCUAAACGUUAGUAAAUCGAGGCUGGUUGCAGCCUGUUUGUUUACUAAUAUGGAGUCUGACGACGAUGUUCCUCUCAUCUUAACGUGGGAUGAAGCAAACAGCGGUCUGUUCAACGAGGAGACUGAGAGAGGAGAUGAAAAUGGAGGAGGAGGCAAUUAUGACACAGUGAACAACAGUGUGGUCUCAACAUCUGUGCCACAGAACUACAGAGCCCCAAAUGUGUCCUUACGGCAAAGCUGGGAGAUGAACUACCAAGAAGCAGCCAUCUACCUGCAGGAAGGAGAGAACAAUGAUAAAUUUUUCAGCCACCCUCGAAACCCAAAGGCGCUGGCAGCGUACCUGUUUGUCCACAACCACCUGUUCUACAUGAUGGAGCUGGUGACAGGCCUGCUGCUGAUGAUGCUGUCGCUGUGUGAGGCUCCUGCUGUGCCCUCACUGCGCCUGGAUGUUUACGUCCAUGCCACUCUGGAGCUGCUGGCUUUGGUUAUGGUAGCAUUUGAGCUAUGCAUGAAGCUCCGCUGGUUAGGCUUCCACACCUUCAUACGACACAAGAGGACCAUGGUGAAGACGUGCGUGUUGCUGCUACAGUUUGUGGAGGCCAUAGUGGUUUUGGUCAGACAGACGUCUCAUGUGCGAGUGACCAGAGCUCUCAGACCCAUAUUUCUAGUGGACUGUAGAUACUGUGGUGCUGUGCGCAGAAACUUGCGCCAGAUCUUCCAGUCCCUGCCACCUUUUAUUGACAUCCUCAUGCUGCUUCUUUUCUUCAUGGUUAUAUUUGCUAUCUUGGGUUUCUGCCUCUUCUCUCCAAACACUGCUGACCCGUACUUCAACACUCUGGAGAACAGCCUCGUCAGUCUCUUUGUUAUGCUGACCACAGCAAAUUUCCCUGAUGUGAUGAUGCCAGCAUACUCCAAGAACCGCUGGUCCUGUAUCUUCUUCAUUGUUUACCUCUCCAUAGAGCUGUACUUCAUCAUGAACCUGCUCCUGGCAGUGGUGUUUGACACAUUUAAUGAUGUUGAGAAGAUGAAGUUUAAAUCUCUGUUGCUUCACAAACGCUCCGCUAUCGACCACGCCUUUCAGCUGCUAGUCAGCCGACAGAGGCCGAUGGGCAUCUCUUUCAAACAGUUUGAUGGCCUGAUGCGUUUUUAUCGGCCACGUAUGUCUGCAAGAGAAAGCUUCCUCACGUAUUAAGGUCUUAACACCUCAGGGGCUCCUAUGCUCAGUCCACAGGACUUUUAUAACUUCUAUGAGGUCACUGGCCUUAAAUGGAAGGCACGACGCAGUAGAGAACACUGGUUUGAUGACCUUCCACACACGACCUUCCUCAUUUUCAAAGGCAUCAACCUGCUUGUGACGUCAAAGGCCUUCCAAUAUGUCAUGUAUGUUGUGGUGGCCUUCAAUGGUGUGUGGAUCCUCGUGGAGACGUACACGUUGAGCAGUGGAUUUUCCUGGUCCAGAUUUGUUCCCUGGAGUUACAUCGUCUUCCUGACCAUUUAUGGUGUAGAGGUGUUGCUGAAAAUAACAGGUUUGGGGCCAAUGGCUUAUUUCAGCUCUGGGUGGAAUCUGUUUGACUUCUCAGUGACAGUGUUUGCCUUCCUGGGCCUGAUUGCACUUGCCUUCAACAUGGAGCCAUUUUACUUUAUUGUAGUGCUCAGACCACUUCAGCUGCUCCGGUUGUUUAAGAUAAAGCAGAGGUUCCGUAAUGUGCUGGACACCAUGUUUGAGCUCUUCCCCAGGAUGGCCAGUCUGGGCUUGACAUUAAUCAUUUUCUACUACUCCUUUGCAAUUGUGGGAAUGGAGUUCUUUGCAGAUGUGGUUUACCCCAACUGCUGCAAUACCAGCACAGUGGCAGACUCCUACAGACAGAUUAACAUCACAUAUGGCAAUAAAACAGUGCUGGAAGAAGGCUAUUAUUAUCUCAACAACUUCAACAACAUUCUCAGCAGCUUUGUGACGCUGUUUGAAUUGACUGUGGUCAACAACUGGUACAUCACCAUGGAAGGCGUGACCUCUAUGACUAGCCACUGGAGCCGUCUGUAUUUCAUGACCUUUUACAUAGUAACCAUGGUGGUAAUGACCAUCAUUGUGGCUUUCAUUCUGGAUGCAUUUGUGUUCCGCAUGAACUACAGCCGCAAGAACCGGGAGCCACUGGAGAACCCAGAGGAUGAGAAUGGGAUAGUGUUUGAAGUAGAGGUGAGUCGUGAUGAAGCGCUGGCCACCCUGGAACUGCACAAACAGAUGUGUCCGGGAUCAUCCUCCCUCAGCUCUUUACAGGCUGUCAUACAAGCUAUGGACAGGAGUGGACGCACAUCUCUGGUCUACCUAGGUCGCAGGUCUAGAACGAAGAGUGACCUCAGUAUGAAAAUGUAUGAGGAAGAGAUGCAGGAGUGGUAUGCAGAAUAUUCAAGAGAAAACCUGCAUCAAGACCAAAGCAUGGAGCGGGAAAUGGAAAGUCCCGUCUCAGACCCAUUUCCUUUCCCGGAGCCUCAGCUCAACUCACAGACUGGACCUCACAGCAUAAACUAACGCACUUUGCAGGUGUUACCUAACACAUCAUCUCAGCAUUUCCUUAAUGCUUAGAAAACCCUUCACGCCAGGUCUUCUUCAGCUACAUCACACUCGGUUUCCCACUGUGGCAAACCACUCUGGGUACAACUCUUUUCUGGAGCCAUUCCUACAGACAGAGACCAGCAUUACAAGUCUGUUGCUUGGACAGGAGUGUUGCCUUUUUGCAAGACCGCAGCAGACGUUUAAAAGGGAGCAUGUACUACUGCAAUAUGUUGCGUAGUAUAUACUGCUGUAGACCUUUCAUAACUUCAUGUAGUACUUAACCUAUUGCCUUAGUUUAUUGGUUCAUCUGAUGAAUAUUAACACAGACACUACUAAGUUCUUUGAAGACCAAAAGCAUAAACAUUUACACUCCUCUUAGCUCAAAGCAAUUACAGUGUUAUUUGGUAACUACGGAAGAGGGUUCGGGCCAAAAAUUUAAGGUCUGACUUUUUUGUCAGAAUUCUCACUUUAAACUCAAUUUCAGCUUUCUCAGAAAUCAUCUUUAAAGUU